UGGACUUUGGAGUUUCAGCCCAGUUGGACCGAACAGUGGGACGGAGGAACACGUUCAUCGGGACGCCAUAUUGGAUGGCACCUGAGGUCAUCGCCUGUGACGAGAACCCUGAGGCCACGUACGACUUCAAGAGUGAUUUAUGGUCACUGGGAAUCACAGCAAUAGAGAUGGCUGAAGGAGCACCACCGCUGUGUGACAUGCACCCAAUGAGAGCCCUCUUCCUCAUCCCGCGAAACCCCGCCCCCAGACUCAAGUCAAAGAAGUGGUCUAAGAAGUUCCAGUCGUUCAUAGAGAGCUGUCUGGUGAAGAGCCACGGCCAGAGGCCCAGCACGGAGCAGCUCCUCAAACACCCGUUCAUCAGAGAGAUGCCCAACGAGAGGCAGAUCCGCAUCCAGCUGAAGGACCACAUCGACCGCACCAAGAAGAAGAGAGGAGAGAGGGGUGAGCAUG
Molecule: messenger RNA, 450 nt
Organism: Notothenia coriiceps (black rockcod)
Lineage: Eukaryota; Metazoa; Chordata; Actinopteri; Perciformes; Nototheniidae
Product: traf2 and NCK-interacting protein kinase-like
Exons: 4
Biological process (GO): protein phosphorylation
Cellular component (GO): cytosol
Molecular function (GO): protein kinase activity; ATP binding
Source: RefSeq, a predicted model, not a curated record